AUGGCUGCUGCGCGAAACGGAAAAAGUGGACUGCUUGAGAAAGUAAGCAUUAAAGCUGAUUCGUUUUAUCCAGCCGGACAAAAGUAACCGUUUUUACUCCAUGAGUGAGGCUCUGGACUGCGGCUAAGCAGAGAGCAGCUCUGCGGGGCUCAGAGUGACCAUUAUGGAGCUGUGCUGUUAGCGUGCUAGGCUAACAAAUUCUAUAGUAACCGGUUAGUUAAGUUAUAAACUCAGGAGAAUAACCUAUAAUCUAAAACACAAGAGAAUAACUCAUCACAAGAGGUUAAUCGAUACCUGCUCUUUAUAUCCAUCUGAGUCCAAACUGUUGCGCUGCGUUCAGGGUCCUGCUGGUCCUGACAGCUGCUGCUCCAACCAACCACAUAAACCUGAAGUUUUGACCCUCAUCUCAGGUUUGACAAUCUUUGGGAUUUAUGUAAGUAGCAUCUAUUGCUUGGGGAACACCCAAAGCAAAGAGGGAGAGUUCCUGUGACCCUCACUUCUAUUUCCAUCGUCUGCCCAGCGACGGACUUUGCUUCGAAUUAGACCUUAUUUAUAAAACACUGAUCAUACAAAGAUAAUGCAACGCAAAGUUUUGUUGCUUUAAAAGGAGGGAGAAUCUGCCAAAAUACUGACACACUUUCCACAGCAUUGCAGCUGCAUGGCAGCAGGAUCAUCCUGGUCUUGCAGUCCAUGAGCAGCCAGCUGUGCGUAUUUGACCUGGAGCUGACACUUAAGCCCAGGCAUGGCGAUGUGUGGGACAUCAAGGCUCUGACUCAGCUCUAGUCCAACUACUUUUACCAAAAUGCAACCGAUCUUGUAGCUAUGUAAGUCCAGAUAAGCCUCAGCUUCCCCUUCUACAUCAACAGAGCAAACUACGUGGCUAACUAUGCUAGAAUAUGUAAUUUGAGGCCAUUUCUUUAUAUUGUCCUCCACCCCCUCAGUAGAGGAGGACAGGAGAAUGGUAACAUUGUCCUGUUUAAGGUGUAAUGGAUGAUGUUCACAGAUGACACAGUUUUUUAUCCUUAAUGGCUUUAAUAUUCUUGAUUAACAUACAGUUGCCAAAGAAAAUGCUGUCUCUGCAUCAAGUUUUAGAAGACACCGGAAGACACCCCCAUUGCCAGAGAUCAUGAAGGAGUUUUGGUAGAUGUGAAUAGGAGCUGUGUGAAUCUGUGUGUCGAUAGUCUUGGUUUCUCAAUUCUGAAUCAGCUUCUUCCUGCUCAGCAGAUGUUCUUCCUGGUUUCAGUUUGUGUGGCAGAGCUCAAACUGAACAGACUGACUGCAGUUCAUGAGUCUGACUUGAAAUCUCUGACUGUUUCCCUUGUCUGUGUUAGUGCUGAAAUUCUCCUGUCUUUGACCAACUGAACUCUUACGGCCUUUUACAAUUACUCUUAAUACGGAGUAAAUGUCAUUUACUGUAAGAUGUGUUUUAGGGUAGUCUUCAUAGAGCUGAAAACCACGAUUUUCUCUUCAAUGGACAGAAUUUCCUUGUGUUUCCAAACGCAGAAAAAACAGCAACACUGUGACGUAGAAUAGAGCAGAAUAGAAUAGAAUGCUCUUUAUUGUCAUUAUACAGCUGUACAACAAAAUUGUUGAGCUUCUGCCAUUUUCAGUGUACACAAGAAAAUAAUUAGUAUAACAAUUAACAACUCGAGGUGUAAAAUAUCUGAACAUGUAAUUACAAAAAGUUUGAAAGAAUUGGAGGUCAACCCUUCACUGGUUGUGGUUGGCUGAUGCUGAUUCUGUAGAUUAGAGAGCAGAAGUCCAUUUUUUCACGUUAAUGAAGAUGGAUGGGGUCCAGUUUUGAGACCCUUUACAUUGGAUUACAGGCUGCAGAGGCAGCCUCUCCUGUCAUAUUGACACUGGCUUUUCAGACAGACAGAUAUGGUUACCUUCCUCCUCCUGCUCCUCCCCCUGCUUUCCCCUUCCCUCUCUCCUCCUGUUCUUCUCUCCUCUCCCUGCUCGCAUCUCUCCUCAUGUUCCAUCUGCUGUCUACCUUUCUCCUGCUUCCUCCUGAUAAUUGUCUUGAUAUUUUGACAAUGGUUUAAAUUCCAGUCAGACAGACUCUGCUCCCCCUGGCUCCUAUUUUCUGACUUUGGAGAUAAAUAGACAUAGAGCUUGUCAAUCCAUGAUGACUUUCAACAAUGAUUACUCUUUGUGUUUCAGUGGAGGAUCGAUGAGAAACCGGUCAAAAUCGAUAAAUGGGAUGGAGCAGCAGUGAAGAACUCUCUGGAUGAUGCAGCUAAGAAGGUGACCUUACAGAGCGUUAUAGUGAAAAACCAUCAGAUUGUCUUGUUGUGGACUGAUCUGGUCUAAGCCUUCAGUGUACUGCUUUGCCCCCUUCAGGUGCUGCUGGAGAAGUUUGGGUAUGUGGAGAACUACAGGCUGGUGGACGGCCGCCUGAUGAUUUGUACCGUGUCGUGUCUGUUCGCCAUGCUAGCUCUGGUCUGGGACUACCUGCACCCCUUCCCAGAGUCCAGACCUGUCCUGGCAUGCUGUGUCAUCUCAUAUCCUUUCAACCGAGACCACCUGCAGUGAUGUCAUUGAUCUGUGUGUACAGGACCAGCCGGGUGUGGAUUUGGUUGUGUGUGUUUCUGGUUGUAGAUAAUUGUGUGUAAUCCAGAUUCUGGCCCUGGUUUUUGCUUUCCUGACCCCUGUCUUCAUCACAUACUUCAUCAUGAUGGGGAUCCUGACUCUCUACACCUCCUACAAGGAGAAAAACAUCUUCCUGAUGGCCCUGCAGAAGGAUCCAGCUGGGAUGGAUCCAGAUCACAUCUGGCAGCUCUCCUCCUCCCUCAAAAGGUGUGGAGUUUUACCCAGAAUGCACUCUGGUGAUGUGGUGUCACAGUGAUAGGUCUUUGCUAUGAUAAUGGUUAUCUUGUGGUGAGUGGGGUCACAAAAGUUUCUCAUGAGUGGGGUCUGAGUCCCUGAGGUGACAGGUCACCUCAGGGACUGGGUGUAGUCUUACCCACAAACCAGUUGUCCCUGACUGCUGAACUUUAAACCAGUCCAGUCCCCCCUGAGCUGUGGGGCAGGAUCAAGCUAACCCCCUGUCGCUUAAACCAAUCAGAGCUACGAACACAUGGGUCACCUGAACAUCGGUGUUUUAGAAGGUGGCCAUGUGAUUAUAACCUGUGUCUGUCUGUCUGUCUCAGGUUUGAUGACCAGUACACGCUCAGAGUCUCCUUUUCUGAUGGGAAGACAAAGACCUGGAGGGAGGCCGAGUUCACCAAGUCCGUGUCGGCUUUCUUUGACGAGAACGGGACACUGGUGAUGGACCAAUUUGAGAAAUGUGUCUCCAAACUCCACGACACACUGGCCACAGACAAGAAGACCAAAUAG
Molecule: messenger RNA, 3339 nt
Organism: Xyrichtys novacula (pearly razorfish)
Lineage: Eukaryota; Metazoa; Chordata; Actinopteri; Labriformes; Labridae
Source: the annotation of a GenBank genome assembly